Messenger RNA from Microthlaspi erraticum, 516 nucleotides. The record is from the annotation of a GenBank genome assembly. Lineage: Eukaryota; Viridiplantae; Streptophyta; Magnoliopsida; Brassicales; Brassicaceae.
AUGGCUUCCUUGAGUCCUAGCAACAAAUACGCUGAGGCAAAGACAUGCGUCUUCUGGGACAUUGAGGAUUGCCCAAUCCCAGAUGGUCUGAAUCCGGAAAUGGUUGCCAAGAACAUCAAAUCAGCUCUUGUGAAAAAGGGUUAUCUUGGUGAGGUCACAAUCUGGGCUUAUGGUGACAAGUAUCAGACCCAAGAUUACUAUCAAUCUGCAGGAAUCAAACUCCUUUGCGAAGGGAGCAAAUACGAGAGAUUUAGAAAGAUGCAUUUGGAACUUUACAAAUGGAGAUUGACUCAUGCACAUGAGUUGACAAAUAUGAUGGUCAUAACAGGAAAUAACUUUGAAUUUGCGUCUUCUCUCCAACGUCAUAAAGAGUCGGAUCAGAACAUUCUCACUGCAAAGCCUGAAGACGCACCAGGAAGAUGUGGCGGUUGCAGCUUGUCGGAAGCAGUUGUCACCGAUGAGUGGAUUUGGGAAAGCCUAGCAGCUGGAGGAGACCCUAUCGCCAGAGCUUUGUAG